Callithrix jacchus (white-tufted-ear marmoset) is the source of this 10501-nucleotide messenger RNA. RefSeq names its product zinc finger protein 136 (gene ZNF136). Gene Ontology annotation, biological process: regulation of transcription by RNA polymerase II. NCBI's taxonomy places the organism in Eukaryota, Metazoa, Chordata, Mammalia, Primates, Cebidae. Gene Ontology annotation, molecular function: RNA polymerase II cis-regulatory region sequence-specific DNA binding; DNA-binding transcription activator activity, RNA polymerase II-specific. Gene Ontology annotation, cellular component: nucleus. The record is from RefSeq and is a predicted model, not a curated record.
UUCUCGCGGGAUUUUCAUUUCUCGCGUCCGCCGUACUUGGUUUCGCUUCGCCGGUCCCAGAGGCCCGGAGUGGCUCGGCUGCACCCUGUGUGGCGCUGUUCCCUGUGCCGGCCUUGGGAUCCGGAGAGAGGAAGCCGGGACACCCAGGAGCCAGGAAAUGGACUUGGUGGCCUUUGAGGAUAUAGAUGUGAACUUCACCCAGGAGGAGUGGGCUUUGCUGGAUCCUUCCCAGAAGAAUCUCUACAGAGAUGUGAUGUGGGAAACCAUGAGGAAUCUGGCCUCUAUAGGGAAAAAAUGGAAGGACCAGAAAAUUAAAGAUCACUACAAACACCAAGGGAGAAAUCUAAGACGUCAUAUGGUAGAAAGGCUCUAUCAAAGUAGAGACGGUGGUCAGCAUGGGGGGACCUUUAGCCAGUUUGCGAAUCAUAAUCUGAGCAAGAACAUUCCUAGAGUGAAACUCUGUGAAAGCAUCGUAUAUGGAGAGGUCAGCAUGGGUCACUCAUCUCUUAAUAGACACAUCAGAGAUCAUAGUGGACGUGAACCAAAGGAGUAUCAGGAAUAUGGAGAGAAGCCAGAUAUACGUAACCAGUGUUGGAAACCCUUGAAUUCUCACCACGCCUUUCGAACACAUGAGAUAAUUCACACUGGAGAGAAACUCUAUGAUUGUAAGGAAUGUGGAAAAACCUUCUUUUCUCUCAAAAGAAUUAGAAGACACAUAAUCACACACAGUGGCUAUACACCAUAUAAAUGUAAGGUGUGUGGGAAAGCUUUUGAUUAUCCCAGUAGAUUUCGAACACAUGAAAGAAGUCACACUGGAGAGAAACCCUAUGAGUGUAAGGAAUGUGGGAAAGCCUUCACUUGUAUCACAAGCGUUCGAAGACACAUGAUAAAGCACACUGGAGAUGGACCUUAUAAAUGUAAGGUGUGUGGGAAACCCUUUCAUUCCCUGAGUUCAUUUCAAGUACAUGAAAGAAUUCACACUGGAGAGAAGCCCUUUAAAUGUAAGCAGUGUGGUAAGGCCUUCAGCUGUUCCCCAACCUUACGAAUUCAUGAAAGAACCCAUACUGGAGAGAAACCUUAUGAAUGUAAGCAGUGUGGGAAGGCCUUCAGCUAUCUCCCCUCCCUUCGACUACAUGAAAGAAUUCAUACUGGCGAGAAACCCUUCGUAUGUAAACAAUGUGGUAAAGCCUUUAGAUCUGCCAGUACCUUUCAAAUACAUGAAAGGACUCACACUGGGGAAAAACCUUAUGAAUGUAAGGAAUGUGGGGAAGCCUUCAGUUGUAUCCCAAGUAUGCGAAGACACAUGAUAAAGCACACUGGGGAAGGAGCUUACAAAUGUAAGGUAUGUGGGAAACCCUUUCAUUCUCUGAGUCCAUUUCGAAUACAUGAAAGAACUCACACUGGAGAGAAACCUUAUAUAUGUAAACAUUGUGGUAAAGCUUUCGUUUCUUCCACAUCAAUUCGAAUACAUGAAAGAACUCAUACUGGAGAGAAACCCUAUGAGUGUAAGCAAUGUGGGAAGGCCUUCAGUUAUCUCAACUCCUUUCGAACACACGAAAUGAUUCACACUGGUGAGAAACCCUUUGAAUGUAAGCGAUGUGGUAAAGCCUUUAGAUCUUCUAGUUCCUUUCGACUGCAUGAAAGGACUCACACUGGACAGAAACCCUAUCAUUGUAAGGAAUGUGGGAAAGCCUAUUCUUGCCGUGCAAGCUUUCAGAGACACAUAUUAACACACGCUGAAGAUGGACCACCUUAUAAAUCCAUGUGGGAAAGCCUUUAAUGUUCUGGACUCAAUGUCAGAUACAUUAAAGCACUCACACUGAAGAGAAGCCCUGUGAAUGUAAGUGAUGUGGGAAAGCAUGAAGUUCUGUUGGUGCCUUUUUUAAUACAUGAAAGAAAUAAUUCUGGAGAAAAGCCAUAUAAAUGUGAGUAACAUGGGAAAGCCUUCAGUCAUUUUAGUUCCUUUCAAAUACAUGAAAGAACUCAUCAUGGAGAAAAACCAAACAAAUCCUUUUUUGAAAGGAACCCAUAUUUGAGAGAAAUCCUGUGUAAAGAGUGUGGGAAAGGUUUUGUAAUCACACAAUCCUGUGACACAUGAAUGCAUAGUGGAGAGAACCCUGGUACAUGUAAAGAGUGUGGGAGAGCCUUUAGUUAUUUCACUUCCACUUGAAGCCAGGAAAGAACACAUAGAAAAGAGAAAGCUCGAAUAUAAGCAGUGUCUGGACGUUUUUAGUCAGCCCACAUGUUUUCAGCAACAUGUAAGAAUGUACCCUGGCUCGAAACACUAUAAAUGUGAAAAACACAAGGAAGGUUUUCCUUUAUAAUACACUUGUAAAGUCGUUUGAGGGCUCUGUGGCUUUGUGGGUUAAAGUACUUGUCUGGCAAACAGGAGAUGCUGGGUGUCAUUCCCCAGCAGGGCCUCACUAGUUGAGGUAUUGAAUUUGAAUAGACUUUUAAACUCUGGCUGGGUGUGGUGGCUCACACCUGUAAUCCCAGCACUUUGGGAGGCUGAGGCAGGAGGAUCACUUGAGGUCAGGAAUUUGAGACCAGUGUGCACAACAUAGCAAGACCUCAUCUCAAAAAAAAAAAGUCAUUUGAAAACUUCUAAUGUAGCAAAAUCCUAUAAAUGUAAAUACUUCAAAAAGCCUCAUGCAUAGCAGGUCAUGUAGUCUCCAGAAAAUAUAUAACCUGAUGGAAAUGGAGACGUUAUAUGUAUAUUUUGUUAGUUAGUGGCUCAUAUUUAAAAUAGUCUCCGGACUCUGGUUUCAAAUGUUUAAUCUCACAAAGAAAUGUUAAAUUGAUAUAAUGCUGUAAGUAAUUUUAAAACAAUAGUGCAUGAAUUUCAUAGGUAGCAUUGUUUUAGGUCAGUAAAUAAAAUAUUUGUCUUUCCAUUUUGAAGUGUGUUUAAUCCAAUGAAGAAUUUAAAUGUGUUUCUCAUAUUUGGGUAUGUUAAAUUGUGUAUGGUUGCUUAAUUGUUCUGAUUGAGGACCACUGAAAAAUAAGUCUUGAUAAAUGUUGGUAUGAACCUACUUGCUUCAUUUAGCAGGUUCUUAUUCCCUUCCCACAUUAUAUAUAUUCCAUCAUAUUUAUUAGAACAACUCCUUUUUUUUUUUUUUUUUUCUUUUUGAGACAGGGUCUCUAUUCUCUGUGGCCCAAGCUGGACUACAGUGGCAUGAUCUCGGCUCACUGCAACCUCUGUCUUGUGGGUUCAAGUGAUUCUCCCACCUUGGCCUACCAAGUAGCUGAGGCUACAGGCAUGUGCCACCACACCUGGCCUAUUUUUUAUAUUUUUAGUAGAGAUGGGUUUCACCAUGUUGGCCAGGCUGAUCUCAAACUCCUGACCUCAAGUGAUCCACCCACCUCAGCCUCCUAAAGUGCUGGGAUUACAGGUGUGAGUCACCACACCUGGCCCAUUUUUUUUUCUUUUUAGCUCAAAGUAUUUAAUUUUCCUUGUUAUUAAAGAGUUGGUAUUAAUUCUAAGUGUAAAGUAUAUUACAGACUGUAGUCUCAUGUGAAUUAUUAUUUUAACCUGUUGCUCUUUACUCCUUGUUAUUUAUUCUGGCUGCUCUUUGUAUAAUUGAUUUUGGGAUAAGGAGAGAGCUAUGAUGGGAUAAUAAAAUCUAGAAUGAGAGAUGCCUUUCAUUGAUUGUGUCAUGUCAGUCUGGGUAAUGGGAACUAAACCUUCAGACUUUGUUUAUUUCUUCUUUUCUUUCUCACUUUCCUUUUUUUUCUUUCUUUCUGAAAUAGGGUCUCACUCUGUCACCCAGGCUGGAGUGCAGUGGCAUGAUUGUAGCUCACUGUAACCUCAAACUCCCAAGCUCAGGUGGUCUUCUGACCUCUGCCUCCCAAAUGGCUGGAACUAUAGGUAUGUGCCACCAAGCCCAGCUAAUGUUUUUGUUUUUUGUUUUUUAAUUUUUUUUGUAGGAUGGUAUCUUGCUAUGUUGCCCAGUCUGGUCUCAAACUCCUGGCCUCAAGUGACCCUCUAGCCUCAGCCUCUUACAGCACUGGGAUUAUAGGCAUAAAGCCACUGUACCUGGCCCAGAAUGUAUUUCUUUUAUGGUUACAUGUAGACUGCAUCAAUGGCCUAUAUUUCUGGAAGGUUAGAAUGCAGAAGUGAAGAAGACAUUAGUCAGAUUUUGGAGGCAUCAUAUGGGGAGAAAGAUUAAUACAGGCUGUUUGGAUUUGGUCUUCUAGACCUGUCCAAACAGCCCGUAUUAAUCUUUCUGAUUAUUUGCCCUGCCAAUCAAGAGCAUCCUUAGCUAUGUGCAGUGGCUAACACCUGUAAUUCCAGCACUUUGGGAGGCUGAGGCAGGCUGAUCACCUGAGGUCAGGAGUCCGAGACCAGCCUGACCAAUAUGAUGAAACCCUGUCUCUAUUAAAAAUAUAAAAAUUAGCUGGGCAUGGUUGCGCAUGCCUGUAGUCCCAGCUGAGGCAGGAAAAUCGCUUGAGCCGGGUAGGUGAAGGUUGCAGUGAGCUAAGAUUGCGUCACUGCACACCAGCCUGGGUGACAGAGUGCAGACCAAGACCCUGUCUCAAAAAAAAAAAAAAAAACAGUAUCCUCUAAACCACCACCAGCUACUUCACCUCCAUGUUCUCAAAGUUAUAGAUUUCCAUAGAUGUUCUUACAAGCUUCAUAUCAAAGAUUCAGCUGCUAUUUUGAUAUUCCUGAAAGCGCUAAUAUAUCUGCCAAGUAAUGAGUUUGUAUGGUCAUUUUUGGGAAUAGUCUGAUGAUCUGACUUGGUUCCUGUAAGGUCCAGUCUGUACAUAAACAUUUCUGUCCAUUGGGAUAGUGGCUGUUAGGGAUGUAAGUUGAGAGCGACAGUGGCACUAUCCAAAAACCAAAACCAAAACCCUACAUGGAGCUUGUUCCUCUGCUGCAUUAUGCAGAGAUGGGUCUCACCCUGCCCUUUCAUGUGAAAAUAAGCACUGUGUUCAUUACAGAAAGAUUGUGGGUGUUUCCUGUUACUCACAGCUGAAUGCAGUCCCUCAGUUUAUUUUGAAUUAUGUUUGAUUAUAUAUGAUUACAAUGCACCUGUCUUCCUCAAACAAAAGUUCUUUACCUGUUUCUUAGAAAUAAUAACUGUACGAACAACUUGCAUACUAUCCAAUGAGUUUUGUGUUUACUGAUAAUAUAUAUUAAAAUAUCCCAUUGCAGUCAUGGAUCAGAUAAACUUUAUGAGUUAGCUGUUUGUCCAACAUUGUGAGUCAAUAUUACUGUGAGCCUGUAACUUCAGGCCUUCUUUUCCUCAUACAGAUUUUCAUUUUCAUGCUUGAUUACAACUUUUAUGAUGACAGUAGUUUUUCGUACGCAUAACACCAUGCGUCACAUCACGCUGCAAGUGAUUUCUUUCCAGGGACUACCAGGAACGUACGUGUUGUCAAACGGGUAAUAAAUUGUAGUAAUAAAUAUUACCACAGGCUGGGUGUAGCGGCUCACUCCUGUGAUCCCAGCACUUUGGGAGGCUGAUGCGGGCAGAUCACUUGAGGCCAGGAGUUGGAGACCAGCCUGGACAACAUAGCAAAACCCUGUCUCUACUAAAAAUACAAAAAUAAGCCUGGCUUGGUGGCAUGCACACCACCUGUGGCUAAUUUUUUUUUUUUUUUUAGGAGUCUUGCUCUGUCGCCAGACUGGAGUGCAGUGGCACCAUCUUGGCUCACAUCUAGGUUACCUCUGCUUCCCAGUUCAAGUGAUUCUCCUGCCUCAGCCUCCCAAGUGGCUGGGACUACAGGUGCACACCACUACACCCAGCUAAUUUUUGUAUUUUUAGUAGAGAUGGGGUUUCAUCACGGGGGCCAGGAUGGUCAUCUCUUGACCUUGUGACCCACCCACCUUGGCAUUCCAAAGUGCUGGGAUUACAGGCGUGAGCCACUGUGCCCAGCUUUGGCUAAUUUAUUAAAGUUUUUGUAGAGUCAGGGUCUCCUUAUGUUGCCCAGGCUGGUCUUCAACUUCUGGUGGGCUCAAGUGAUCCUCCCUCAGCUUCCCAAAGUGCUUGGAUUAGAGGCAUGAGACGGAGUCUUACUCUGUCACCCAGGCUGGAGUGCAGCAGCACAAUUUCGGUUUACUGUAAUCUCCACCUCUGGGUUCCAGUGAUUCUCCUGCCUCAGCCUCCCUAGUAGCUGGGACUAUGGGUGCCCACCACCACACCCAGCUAAUUUUUUUUUUUUAAGUAGAGAUGGAGUUUCACCAUAUUGGCCAGGCUGGUCGAACUCCUGACCUUGUGAUCCACUGGCCUUGGCCUCCAGAAGUGCUGGGAUUACAGAUGAGAGCCUCUGCACCCGGCCUCCUAUUAACACUAUCUUUCAUUGUGAAAGAUAUCCAAAAAUGACAUUGCUCAGUCACAGUGUGUGUAUGUUUUUCAUAUUGCUCAUGAUUGUCUAAUGUUCUUUCUUUCCUCCCUGCUUUUCCUUCCCUUUUUACUUGAGAUACAAUUGACAAUUAACUGCUUGUAUUUAAAAUAUGAAAUUGUAUGUUUUGACAUGUUUAACACCCAUAAAACCAUCACCUCAAGAAAUGUUCUAAUACCCCUUUGUGUUCCUUCCCUCACCUCCUGGCCCUCUCCGUGGUCACAACUGAUCUGUUUUUUGGUUCCUAGCUUUGUAUUACAUAUUUCAGAAAAGUCAUAUAAACAGAAUCAGAAUAUGUAGCCUUUUGAAUUUGGCUUUUAUCACUUCCUAUAUAUGACCUACAAGUGGUGUCUUCUUCAGGCCUGGACAGAGACCUUGAGCCCCGAAUGGCUUCCGGGUCCUUGGAUGACAGUCCUACAUUGAGUCUCAUAAUCCCUUAGUGGUUUCUGGAUCCUGCCCCUGGUCCAUCAGAUUCAACCGUCUAAUCUUGGACACGGUUCCCAAAUCCACAAAUGAUUCCCUGGGACGAGGGCACCAGCCUCGGACCUUGCAGUCCCCACACCAGGGAACUGGACACCACCCUAGAUCUUCAAGACCCUUUUCCAUGUCUGUGAGUUACCCAUGAUGCACAAGGUCCUCUUUGGAGCUCGAAUUCCAUCCCACAUUCUCAAACUGCUUUGAUGUCCAAAGCUCCGUGUCUUGACAUGUAAGCCCCUUCAUUGUAUCCAUGGAAACUGACUCGCCUCCCUCAACCUCCUCCCACACGCUGACCUAGGCGUGCUCUUCAUAUACUGGAACCUGCAGGUGCUGGUCCAGAGCUGCUUGGCCACAGUGUGGUCUCCAGGUGGAGGUGGGGGUGGUGACAGCAGAGAACAGGUCCUGCGGGCAUGGAUGGGUAUGGCUGAGUGGGGGCAAGGCCGAAUUACCCUCUCCCCGUCUCCUGUCUUCUCAUCGCUGCCCUUAACUGCACAUUUCAAAAGUCAUGGAAUUCACAGGUUUUGCCCGAGCUCUCUAGAGGAAACCUGGUCUGGGCAGACUAGGAGAGAAGGAGCACCGAGGACGGCAGCCCCUAGAGCAACCCCGAGAAUUGCGAGGAGGAUAGGGCUGAGCAGAGUGGGGCGAGGAGUUCUAUGAAGGAAGUGGCCUGACCCAAGGACACUUGUGGGGUGUAAGUGCACCUAAGAGCCUAGCGUGGAGGAAAGACUGAGCCAGGAAAGGGCGGGGCUGAGCUGGACUGGGCGGGGCUUAGGCCAGCCCUGGGCGGGGCUCGGAGCUUGAGGGGCGGACUGACCCGCAAAGGGGAUGGCAGUCAGGCGGCGAGGCUGAGCCCAGGGGCAGUAAGGGGAUGAGGACAGAGCUGUUUCGUAGGCUGACGGGUGCCUAAGCGAGAGAGCCAGGAUGAGUGCCAAACCGAGAAGGGCCGGCCUUGGCGGAAAGGGCGGGGCCGAGCGGGCGUCUUAGCACUCACAGACCAGGCUCUACCAGGCCAACAGUGUCUGAAACUUACCUAUAUAGUAGUCUGGCGCCACCCUGAUGCUUGAUGCAGCUGGUGGAAGACAGGCUGAGUAAGAGAUGGGAGUAUGGGAGAGGACGUGGUCACACAGGUGAAGGUCUGGUGGACCUCCGUGGGUGAGGUAUUGGCAAGUGGCUUAGGAGAGACCAGGAAGAAUUCUCUGGCAUCUGAGGGUGUAAGUUGGCAAGGGAACCAGAAGGGAAUAGGAGUCAGAGAAAGAAAAUGCAUUAAGGGCGGGCGCGGUGGCUCACACCUGGGAUUCCAGCAGCUUGGGAGAUCGAGGCGGGCGGAUUACCUGAGGUCGGGAGUUCAAGACCAUCCUGGCCAACAUAGUGAAAUGCCAUCUCUACUAAAAAGUAGAAAAAUUAGCUGCGCAUGGUGGCAUGCGCUUGUAGUCCCAUGUACUCGGGAGGCUGAGGUAGGAGAAUCGCUUGAACCCAGGAGGUGGAGGUUGCCGUGAGCCGAGAUCAGGCCACUGCACUCCAGUCUAGCGACAGAGUGAGACUCUGUCUCAAAAAAAGAAAAAGGAAAAGGAUCAGGACGGGGAGAAGACAAGGAGGCCGAGGGAAGAACUAGAUAAUGACCUGGGAAAAGGAACCGCCUCAGUAGAGAGGGUUUCAGAUAAGAGGAGUUGGUACAAGGUGCUUAGUCCACACUUCUCAUCCUUAGGGGUGCACCUGGUGGACAAGUCGGAUGGAAGUUGGGCUUAAAGUCCAGUAAGGGGAUCAGGGUGGGAACCCGCUACAGCAGUGAAGGGAUCACAGGCCAGCCGGGGCCACGUGACUGAAGACAAAGAUAUGUCUGGGGUGGGAGGAUCUGAGUGAAAACUGGGAUCAGGCUGGGUGGGGUGACCUGAGGAGGAACCAGGUAAAGACUUGGUAGCAGACCUGGAAUUGGAUAGGGGUCUGCCUCACUCACCCUGAGCUCUAUGGAGCUGUCCUUCAGGCUGCUGCAGCCCUGGGACUGUUCCUUCAGCAUAGCCGGCUACAUGUUCCCACCGUGUGUGUGAGAGUGUCUGGGUGAGGGACUGCCCCCCAUACCUGCCCCAAUUUAUAGGUAGUACACAGAGGAGAUGGAAGAAUGGACUGUAGGAUGGAAGGCACAGGACGAAGGGCUGAUCCCCCAUCUGGAGAAUGGGAGGGGGAAAUGCAUGGUGGAGGUCAGGCUGGAGGUCAGGGUUAGGCUCAUGUAAAUGCAGCUGUUAACUGGGUUGUAGUGUCCUACCACCCGCUCAGUACGGCCCACAUUGCAGGUGGUCAGUGGUGCCCUGUAGGGGAAGUGGGUGGGAUAAACACAGAUGACUGGAAUGAGAAUAAUAAACAGGAAAGAAGAAAUCUAAGCACAUUUCCCCAUAUCAUUAAACCAUUCUCCCAACCUCGGGAAUAGAUCAUUUUAAAAAAAACGGUUAAGACUCAUUCAUCUGAUGGAGAGUGUUUCUCUACUCUUUUAAAAUGUGUAAAUUAGGCCAGGCGGGGUCGCUCACACCUGCAAUCCCAGCACUUGUAAUGACCUACUCUGGGCUAGUAUCACUGACUCCAUCUUGGCUGUAAACUCCAACCUAGCUUCCUCCCCGCUACCACAGCCCCUUUGGGUGCAUUGAAGCGUGCUGUUCUAAUUUUCGUAUAUGUGCUGCCGAAGCGAGAACUGCGUACUGUUCUUAACACUUGUAAACUUGGCAUACCCCCCCUGCUAUUGUAAGAAAAAAAGUUUCCCUUUGAUCAUUGUGUAGAAGGAGCCUGAUCACCCCCCUUCUUGGUAAUUAUAUGGAAAACACCUGUGCUCACAGCCCUUUCCUCUAACCUGCUUUUCUGCUUCUGUAAAAUUCCGCUUCAGCUAGGUACCCCCUCCCCUACCUAAAUCAAGGUAUAAAAGAUAAUCAAGCCCCUUCCUCGGGGCCGAGAGAACUUUGAACAUUGGCGGUCUCUCGGUUGCUGGCUAAUAAAAGGACUCUUAAUUUGGAACUUUGUGUGUGGCUCAUUCCUUCUAACUCACUCGGUUACUACACACUUUAGGAGGCUGAGGCAGGCGAAUCACCCGAGGUCGGGAAUUCAAGACCAGCCUGACCAACAUGGAGAAACCCCCGUGUCUACUAAAAAUACAAAAUUAGCCGGGCCUGGUGGCGCAUGCCUGUAAUCGCAGCUACUCAGGAGGCAGAGGCAGGAGAAUUACUUGAACGUGGGAGGCAGAGGUUUUGGUUAGCCGAGAUCGCGCCAUUGCACUCCAGCCUGGACGAGAGUGAGACUCCAUGUGAAAAAACAAAACAAAACAGAAAAUGUUCUAUAAUUGGCUGUGGUGAUGACUAUGCGUUUGUAUCUUUGAAUAUACUGUACUGAAUUGUACACUUAAAAGGAGUGCAUUGUGUAGUAUUUGUAUUUUAUUUUGAUGUAGCUUUUCAAAUACACGACUUCAAAUUUUUGAUCUGAUCUGUUAAGCAUACUAAGAGUUUCCAGAUACACCCUAAACUUACAUCAUUUUUUUAUUGUUUAUUCUUGAAUCAGUGAAAAUAAGAAUUCAAUUACCUUAGGUAUAUCAAGUCGUUUACAUUUUAAAGUUCUCUUUAAAUGUGUGUGAACACAAUCUGUAACCUAUCUAAAAUAAAUUUCCCUGUAGUGUGAAAUGUGCACUUCAGAGUUUAGUUGAACA